This is a messenger RNA of Beta vulgaris subsp. vulgaris (sugar beet), 2364 nucleotides long. RefSeq names its product scarecrow-like protein 32. Gene Ontology annotation, molecular function: DNA-binding transcription factor activity; sequence-specific DNA binding. Gene Ontology annotation, biological process: regulation of DNA-templated transcription. The record is from RefSeq and is a predicted model, not a curated record. The transcript has a single exon. NCBI's taxonomy places the organism in Eukaryota, Viridiplantae, Streptophyta, Magnoliopsida, Caryophyllales, Amaranthaceae. The coding region runs from base 710 to 2176 and encodes 488 amino acids. Gene Ontology annotation, cellular component: nucleus.
UAAUAUAAUCCCUAAAUUCACAUGCCUACUUGAAACAGCAUAAUCCCAAACUUACUAAUUAAAGUAUAGUCCUUUCUCUUCCCAAGUUCCUUCUUAUAAAUAAGUCAAAGAACAACCAAAAACAGGGUGAUCAUACAGCAAGAGAGAAUCAAGGAUCUCACCAAAAAAAAAAAAUCCCUUCAAGUUUAUACCCGCAUAAGCCAGAUUUCCUCUAUCCUCGCUUACUCUAGCUCUUUUAUAUCCUACCUACCAACUAUUUUUGACAUGCAUGACUGCAAAAACAUGACCUGAUCUUAAUCAUAAAGUUAAUUCUUUCCUUAUUCUUAUGUGUUUGGUUGAAAAAAGAAAGAUCACUUCCCUCUUUUUCUACCUCAAAAAAACUUAGAAAAGUUCAACCGAUAUACGUACUCCUACCAAACAUCCUUUUCUUUCUUUUCAUAAGUUCCAUAGAUAAAUUACUUUCAAAGAUCAGAACUUUUUGUUGUUUUUUUCUUACAUAAUAUUUUUGUCCGUAAAAAAAAAAAAAAAGUUGACCUGUCAAUUUCUUCGAUUCGUUUUGCCCCAAAAAUAUUUCCAUUGGAUCGUCUCCCUAUGUUAAGGCACCCACUACUAGUACUAGCCUCUCUUAGUCUCGUCCCUUUCUCUCUCAGUCUCUGAUCAUCUUUUCAUUUUUAUUGAGUGUAAAAAAAGUAGAUUUUUUCUGCUAAAAAUGAUGCAAUUCACAGAAAUCCCAAAAUUUUCACCACUAAACCCAAUUUCUCUCCAAAAAUCAACCAACAUGAUGAAUAGAAUUAGACCUUGGCCUGGUUUUCCAACCUCAAAACCCACCACCUUAUCUUCAUCAAAUAACCAUUUAGGUGAUGCAAAUUGCAUGGAACAAUUGUUAGUACAUUGUGCUCAAGCUAUUGAAAACAACGACGCAACUCCCGCUCAACAAAUCCUUUGGGUACUCAACAACAUUGCCCCGCCCGACGGCGACACCAAUCAAAGGCUCACCUGCGCCUUCCUCCGCGCCCUCAUCCUCCGUGCCGCCCGAACCCCCGCCUGCAAGUUUAUCCUCAACUCCGCUACUAAUACUGUUACUGCUACUGCUACUGCUACCGCUACUACUGCUACUGCUACCGCUAUUACUAAUACUAAUAUAGUAGCUUGUGGUUUAAACCACAUUAUCCACAAAUUUUCUCUUCUUGACUUAGCUAACUUUGUCCAUCUAACGCCGUGGCACCGAUUUGGUUUCACGGCGGCUAACUCAGUUAUCCUUGAAGCAAUCGAAGGUCGCACUGGGGUCCACAUUGUGGACCUCAGUGUGACGCGUUGCAUGCAAAUCCCAACUCUAAUAGAUUCUAUUGCUACCCGGUAUCAGGGUAGGCAACCCCCCACGGUUAGACUAACCGUGGGGGCAUUUACCCAACAAGUUGUUCCUCCUAUGUUUGAUUAUGUUUCCUAUGACGAACUCGGCAAUAAGCUCAUCAAUUUUGCCCACUCUAAGGGGGUGGUGCUCGAGUUUAAGGCUAUCCCAACCACCCCUUUGGACGGGUUUGCCUCCGUCCUCAACGAGGUGAGGACGAGGCAACAACAAAUGAGAUUUCUCUACGCCAAUCAAGAAGGAGAAGAAGAAGCAGAAGAAGAAGCUUUAGUUAUAAAUUGCCAAAUGAUGGCGCAUUAUUUAAACCACGAGGAGGCGAAUGAUGAGCCGAGUUCAGGCAUUGUGGUGUCAACUAGGACAAUGUUUUUUAAGGCAGUACGGAGUUUAGACCCCAUUAUGGUGGUUGUUGUGGAGGAAGAUGUUGAUUUUACGUCAAGUCAUUUAGUUGAACGGUUAAGAUCUGCAUUCAAUUAUUUUUGGAUACCGUUUGAUACGGUGGACACUUUUCUUCCUAGAGGAAGUAAGCAGAGAGAGUGGUAUGAGGCCGAGAUUUGUUGGAAGAUUGAAAAUGUUAUGUCUCAUGAAGGGGAGCAAAGGGUGGAGAGGCAAGAGCCGAGGGCUAGGUGGACUCAACGGAUGAUGGAAGCCGAGUUUCGGCCUGUCGGGUUCGUGGCGGAGGCGAUGGCGGAGGUGAAGACGAUGCUAGAGGAGCAUGCGACGGGGUGGGGGUCUAAGAAGGAAGAGGAAGAUCUUGUGCUUACUUGGAAAGGUCAUAAUGUUGUUUUUGCUACUGCUUUAGUACCUACUUAAUUUACUUGAAUAAUUAGUGCUUACACUUGUUCCCACCCUAAUAGAGCAAUAGUUGUAGUGUAUGCUAAUGCAAUGCAUGAUCUUGUGUUUAACUAGCUUAAUCUUUGUUUUGCUACUAAUUGACGACUAACUCUUCCACCGUUGUUCACUUAUUUUAUUAACCUAGCUUGGUUGUUCUUUUGUUUCAA